AUGAGCAAGGAGGAUUAUGAAAGAGAUCGUAUACGUUGGCAGCAGAAAUUGGAUGAUACGUCGAAACGCUUAGCCGAUGCCGAAAUCGUCAAUUCCGAAAUGAAUCAAAUCAAAGCUGAAUUGAACAAAAAAAUUGUUGAAAUGGAACGAAUCCAACGACCUCUGAUCGAACAAAAUCGUCGGUUAACUGAACGAAAUCGCAUACUUCAAAAUGAAAUGAAGAACUGCGAGCAAAAGUUGUGCCAUUCGCAGGAUGAUUUUCUGACGUUGAAGGAUGACUAUGAAAGAUUGGUAAAAGACAAUCAGAACCUAAAGGAAAGAAGGGCUUUUCCUGAAAAACUGGAAGAAUUAGACAGGUAUAGAAAUCAAGUACUAGAGUAUUCCAAGUGUAUCACUGCACUGAGGCAAGCAGGUUUGGAGAAGGAUCGCCGCUAUGAUUUGUUAGUUCAAAAAUUCAAAAGACUGAGAAAAUGCAUAUCUUCUCGAAAAAAUGGUGAAACUGAGGAGGAUAGGCAGUCUUCUUUUGGUGGAUCUGAUUGUUCUGCUGAAAGUUCUAUCUCACUAAACACCAUCACAGAAGACUUGAACGAGGCACUUGAUAAAGAUAUUGAAAACGGUUACCAACAAAUCGCUCACGAAGGUGAACAGCUUCGACGGACAUUAUCAGCAUUGAAAACGGGUGAAUAUGGGCUUGAAGAUGAUCAGCUUUUAAGGCAUCAGCUAAUUUGCGCCCAAACAACAAUUGCUCAACAACAGAUUGUUAUCGAGCAACAACAAUUUCAAUCGGAAAAUACGAUGGAAUUGUUGGAUAGUAUCGCUAGACUACAGGAUCAGAUCGUGGAACAGCGCUCUAAAAUGGAAAGCAUGGAAGCAGAAUUGAUCGAAUCCAAGGAAAUGAACGAAUUAUUGGAAUUUCAGAUUCUAGAAAAUAAAGAAAACAUGGAGCAUGAAUUUGAGGAACGACAAACACUGAAAGAGUCGGCAAGCAAGGAUACGAUGACUGAUUCAUGGAUCAGUGAAGAAGAUGAGUGCACGUUUCUUAGUCAAAUGCCACCUUUAUCAGAUUUUGGAGAAGUUUGUAAUCGGAAAUGCGAAUUGAUCAAUCUGCGUCGAUCUGCAUCGUUGAAUAUGAAACAGAGAGAGCUCGUCCAACAAAUACUCACCUACAUCGAACAUUUGGAAGACCAAUUGCUGAAUAUCAAAAUAGAUACAGAGCAGAAAAUGUAUCAGUUUACACUGAAAGAAACUGAGAGCGCGACAAAAAUACAGGAUCUUGAGGAACAAGUCAAGCAGUCAAAUUCAAAACAAAAGAAGAAGGAUGAUAUGCAAAUUGAAGUAGAACUAUUACGUAAGCGCGAACAUGAACUCGAUUCAGAGAAGCAAAUGCUAAAUGGUGAAGUGAAUCGGAUGUCCAAAGAAAUGGGUAAGUUGAGGUAUCUCCUGCAACAGAAGGACGAACAGCUGGUUUUGCAGAGCAAUAAAGGUUCUGAACAAGAAAGCCGGAUCGCUAAGCUGAAAACUCAGAUGCAGUGUUGUAUGAAUGAAAAUAAUGAGUUAUGCUGUCAGUUACGAAAGUGCACAGAAUCCUUACAACAGUUCGAGGGAAUUCUGGCAAAGAAGGAAGAAGAAAUGAAACUGCUGGAGAAGGAAAACGCUAGGUUGCAGAUGGAGCAUAAUACUGCUCUCGAUGAAAUACAGCAAUUGAAGGACAAUAUAAGACCUGAAGUAAAAACAGAUUUAGAAGGACGUUUUGAAGAAUAUCGCUAUCGCCUUUCGUGCGCAUUGAAGACGGCGCACGAAUAUGAAGAUGAAAUUUCAAAGCUAAGAAGUCGUGUGACUAAAUUGGAAUCAAAAAGCGAAGAAAGAAAUGAUGAUACAAUGAUAGAAUUAGAGCAAAUUCGUGAGUACAGCGAACAACUUGAAGAACAGUUUGCGGCCCAAGUAAGCAUCAUCGACGCGCUGAAACGGAAAAUUGUGCAGCAAAAAGCGCUAACUGACUUUUUGUGGAGCUUGACAGAAACUGAUGAAUUGAGCUUCGCAAAAGCAGAAGACAAACUAACCAGAUUCAAGUCAUUACAGCAGGAUGAAACGGAUUGUCAGUUGAUGGACGCUGUCCAGAAACUGUUAAGGCUUGUGUCAACUAAUUGUGCUUAUAGCUACAAAACGUUACCCACUUCUCUUUCCUGA
Molecule: messenger RNA, 2187 nt
Organism: Cercopithifilaria johnstoni
Lineage: Eukaryota; Metazoa; Nematoda; Chromadorea; Rhabditida; Onchocercidae
Source: the annotation of a GenBank genome assembly